AUGGCCGAGGAUUCGUACGACGAAGAGUGCGACUACCUUUUCAAGGCGGUGUUGAUCGGAGACUCAGCCGUCGGAAAAUCAAACCUCUUGUCAAGAUUUUCAAAAGACGAGUUCCGGUUCGACUCUAAACCAACCAUCGGAGUUGAGUUCGCUUACCGGAAUGUUCACGUCAAAGAUAAAAUCAUCAAAGCUCAGAUUUGGGACACCGCAGGCCAAGAAAGAUUUAGAGCAAUUACGAGUUCGUACUACCGUGGAGCAUUAGGAGCAUUACUGAUUUACGACAUCACAAGAAGAACAACUUUUGACAACAUCAAGAAAUGGCUUUUGGAGCUCAGAGGCUUCGCCAAUCCCGACACCGUCGUGGUCCUCGUCGGCAACAAAUCCGAUCUCCGACAAUCAAGAGAAGUCGACGAAGAGGAGGGUAAGACUCUAGCUGAAUCAGAAGGUCUCUACUUCCUCGAGACUUCUGCUUUAGAGAACGUUAACGUGGAAGAAGCGUUUCUCGUGAUGAUCGGACGGAUACAUGAGGUUGUUAGCCAGAGGAUCGGUUUGGACAACAAAUCCAACGGCGUCGCGAAAGCUCAAGAUAACGGUAACGUUAACGGCACGGUUCUUCUUCCCGUCGGUAAAGAGAUUGUCAAUAUUCACGAAGUUACCGCUACUCAACCGUUGAGCUCUUCCUCCAAAUGCUGUUUCCAGUAA
Microthlaspi erraticum is the source of this 702-nucleotide messenger RNA. The record is from the annotation of a GenBank genome assembly. Lineage: Eukaryota; Viridiplantae; Streptophyta; Magnoliopsida; Brassicales; Brassicaceae.